AGGAAGUUCCCAUGCUUCACUUCACUCUUCACUUCCUGCAUUACCGCGAUAGUCAUAAUGGUCGUCCUGAAGGGAAUCCCGUCAGUUUUAUCCCCUGAUCUGCUGUAUGUUCUCGCUAAAAUGGGACACGGGGAUGAACUGGUGCUUGCAGAUGCCAAUUUUCCUGCAUCUUCUGUUUGUGCUUGUGGUCCAAAAGAAAUAAGAGCUGAUGGUUUGAAAAUCCCACAACUUUUGGAGGCUAUUUUAAAGUUGUUGCCACUUGAUACGUAUGUCCCCUGUCCGGCUGCCGUCAUGGAUCUGGUGGACACUGACAAACAAAAAGGUUUAUCUGUACCUGUGUGGGAGAUCUACUCCAAUCUCCUGAGCCAGGCAGGCUCUAAGAGUCCUCUAGAGAAGGUGGAAAGAUUUGCCUUUUAUGAGCGUGCCAAAAAGUCAUAUGCCGUUGUGGCUACGGGGGAAACGGCUCUCUAUGGGAACCUGAUCCUGAAAAAAGGAGUCAUUCCUGCUGAGUCUCUAGAGUGACAAACAACUUUGUUAUUUUAGAGAAAAUAUUUUUGUUGAUUUAAAAAAGUUUAGUUUAGUUUCUGAUUUCUGUUGCCCGCAAUAAAUUCAGAAAUUACAGUCA
This is a messenger RNA of Oryzias latipes (Japanese medaka), 625 nucleotides long. It is a transcript of the gene fuom, whose product is annotated as fucose mutarotase. Gene Ontology annotation, molecular function: fucose binding; racemase and epimerase activity, acting on carbohydrates and derivatives. Gene Ontology annotation, biological process: fucose metabolic process. Lineage: Eukaryota; Metazoa; Chordata; Actinopteri; Beloniformes; Adrianichthyidae. The record is from RefSeq and is a predicted model, not a curated record.